AUCCUCACUUAUUGACAAGAUUUUACUAAGCGCAUACCAUUUAUGAUUUUUUUAUUUAGUGCAGUUCUUUUACUCGUGAACGGAUUUCUAGAUCAGUCUAAAGCAGUAAAAAUAUUUACAUCAUUGACGUGUGUUGUGACAAAAAAUAAAUUAAAGGGUUGAUAAAGGUGUUUAUUCGUUGUAAAAAAUCGUUUAAAUGAUUGUGUUUUAUAAUAUGAGAAAACUUUAGACGCUUCUACAAUGACGAUGCAGCAAAUCUCCAGAUAAACAUAUCGAUCCCUAAUACUUGUGAUUAUAUACGGAACUAAGACAUUAUCCGCGAAACCUUGUUCUCUACGGGAAAGUAAAUCAACGGAUUUACUAAAAAUGUUAGUGUUUACGAGGUCACACAUUUUAGUGGUCUAGUUGGACCAUUUCGUUCGUAACGGCUUAAUUUUAUAUGCGUUCGGAAUGUUUAUAAGCGAUUUUCUGACGCUGUUCUGUUGCGACCGCGAGAACAAGGAGGCUGGGACUUCGCAGGGUGGUCAUGCGCUGCCCUUGGAAAGUUUUAAGUUCACGUUGCCAGCGCGGGCUGACGCGGUGGUGGAGCUGUGGCGGUCCAAGAUGGCGGAUGGGGUGCUCUCGCCGGCGCACUUCCAGGACCACUGGCGCGUCACCGUGCCCAGGAUAUACUCGCCGCAGCCGAACAGGACUUGCCUAGACUGGUCGUUCGACGAGGAGCUGGCGACGAAGCUACUGAUUCAGCCAUUGGAGCAGUUCAUAUGGGGCACCACGGAGGGUUCGCAGCCCGCGCCGCCGCGCCGCUCCACGCUCUGCGGCCGCGUCUUCAAGCAGGGCGAGCCGGCGUACAGCUGCAGGGAAUGUGGUAUGGACAACACGUGCGUGCUGUGCGUGGAAUGCUUCAAGGUGUCCGCGCAUCGGCACCACAAGUACAAGAUGGGCCAGUCCGGCGGCGGCGGCUGUUGCGACUGCGGCGACACCGAGGCGUGGAAGCGCGAUCCGUUCUGCGAACUGCACGCUGCGUCAAAAGACGGCGAGGCGGAGGCGAGCGUGAGCCCUGACGUGGUGGAGCGCAUGAAGAUCGUGGCCACGGUGUGCCUCACGUACUGCCUCAGGCUGCUGACCCACGACCACGCGCCCAACCUGCCCAACGAUCUCAGACUGAAAGACGGCGAGAAGGACCUGGUCCUGCAGAUCCUGGAGCAGCCGGACUGUUUCUGCACAGUGCUGUACAACGACGAAACGCACACCUUUGAACAGGUGAUAACAACGUUAAUACGCGUGACGAAAUGCAACCACCGCGACUCCGUGGAGCUGGUCAGCCUCAUCGACCGCGAGGGGCGCGCGCUCAUCAAGUGCCACACCUUCCAGGUCUGCGACAAGCUCAAGACGGACAUCGAGAUCUGCACGGCGAUGUUCGAAAGGUUCACGACGCGCCAGGGCUCCGCGCUCAAAGUGCUCGUCAUGCACGCGCACGUCAUCGCGCACCAGACCUUCGCCAUGAAGCUGCUGCACUGGCUCCAGAAUUUCGUAAGUCAAGAGCCGCAGCUGCGCCUCGCGGUGAGCCAGGUGGCGCUGGGCGAGGAGUGCUGGGGCUCGGCCACGGCGGUGGGCGGUGGCGGCGUGGCCGUGGGCGUCAUGCAGAACGACUUCCGCAUGUGGAAGGCGGCCAGGACCGCCUGGCACCGCCUGCUCAUAGCCACCACACUCAUGGACUACACCACCAAGCGGACCAUGGCUAUACUCUUCACCAAGAACUAUGGUUCGAUUCUCAAAGACUUCAUCCGUGACGACCACGACCAUUCGUUCUCCAUAUCGUCGCUCUCAGUCCAGUUGUACACUACACCGACUCUUGCGCAUCAUCUCAUCGCCAAACAGGACGCGUUGUUCGUCGUACUUAACACCUUCGUCAGCGAGUGCAAUCGACGGUGCACUAAUGGUCGUCUAGAAUUCGAUCGCAACCACGUCUCAAUACCGUUCAAGCGAGCUCAGUUCAUCCUGUAUGACGUGAAGUAUCUUCUGGGAUCGGUGCCGGCGACGUUCGACGACGACCUGCGCAAGGGCUUCGUGCACGGGCUGUCGCUCAUGCUCAACCUGCUUGUGAUGAUGCAGGGCAUGGACUCAGUGGUGAGGCAGAUGGGCCAGCACAUGGAGUACGAGCCGGAGUGGGAGAGCGCGUUCAACCUGCACGUGAAGCUCGCGCACAGCAUCACGCUGUCGCUCGAGUGGUGCGCGGCAGAGAAGCAGCUCGCCGUCGCCGCCUACCGCAUGGCGCUGCGCAGGCACGCCGAGACUUACACGCCGCCCGCUAAAGUGCUCAGAGAGUUGGGCGGACAGAGUGCGCUGGUGAUCCCAUAUGACGUGUCCGUUAAGGCGGUGUCCAUCCACCGGCCGCUGUCGCGCUACAUCGCCGGCUUGCACUUACUGCUGCACCGCCACGGGCUGUCGUAUCACAGCCGCGAGUUCGACAGGCAGGACAAGCCGAAGCCGACGCCUGAGGAGCUUAUAGAGCCGGUGCUGCAGACGAUGGCGAUGAUCGCGCAGGUGCACGCGGGCAUGUGGCGCCGCAACGGGUUCGCGCUCCUCAACCAGCUGUUCUUCUACCACAACGUCAAGUGCCGCACAGAGAUGCUCGACCGAGACGUCGUUAUGCUGCAGAUCGGCGCAUCCCUAAUCGAGAGCAACGAGUUCAUAAUCCACGUGCUGAACAAGUUUAAUCUCCUGGGCUGGGCGUCGGCGGACUUCGAGCAGCGCGAGGUGGAGGACGACACGCUGCGGCACACCAUCAGCAUGGUCGAGGAGUUCCUCGGACUGCUCAUCACUAUUGUCGGGUCGCGGUACGUGCCCGGCGUGGGCGAGGUCACCAACGAGGACAGGACCAAGAAGGAGAUCAUACAGAUGCUCUGCGUCAAGCCGAUGCCGCACUCGGAACUCAACAGAUCCUUACCGGAAGACCAGCUCCACGAGACAGGUCUGGAAGCGGUGAUCCACGAGGUGGCGGAUUUCAUAAAGCCCACGGGGGGCAACAACCGCGGCGUGUACAAGCUGAAGCCACACCUGUACGACGAAUACGAUACGUUCUUCUACCACUACACGCGCGAGGAGCUGUCCAGGAGCGAGGAGGAACAGAGGAACAGGAGGAAGGCUGCUGGUCUGGGCGAGUGCUGCCCGCCGCCGGCGCUGCCGCUGCUGAGCGCGCCCUUCCGCCUCGUGGCGCACCUGCUGCAGAGCGACGCCGCGCUGCACGUGCUGCGCACCGUGCUGCAGCGCGCCCGGGACCUGCGCGCCAGGUCCUUCUCCGAGACGCAGGUGCACAAGGCGCUGCACCUGAUGGGCUACGCGGUCCGCGACGAGGAGAGCGGGCACUACGAGUUCCUGGCCUUCGCGGAGAGCGCCGCCCGUGCCGGCCUGGUCACCCUACUGCAGCAGCUCAUCGCCAGCCCCAGGGUCGACGCGCACCGACCCCUCGCCAAAUGGGUGCUGCACCGGAUCAAAAAUCUGUUGGGUCAAGGCGACGAGCACGUCGGCGAUGGAGAGAACAUGGAGGUAGACCAGGAGGAGAAGCCUGCCACUGAUGAGGCAGCAGAAGCUGAGAAAACUCGUCGCGCGAAGUUUGCAGCAGAGCGUCGUGCCAAACUGAUGGCGCAGAUGAAAACACAAAUGAACAAUUUCAUUUCAAACAACGCGACUCUCUUCGAGGAGACUAAUACUGAGGUGACGGCGGAGGAGCAAGACAUCCGCCCGCUGUACUGCGGCGCGGCGCUGGGCGUGUGGGGCGGCGGCGUGCCCGAGCCCGUGCGCACCUGCAUCAUGUGUCAGGAGGAGGCUCGCGUGGAGGCGAUGGGCGACCCGCUAGUGCUGGUGGCGUUCGUGCAGCAGUCGCGCGUGCUGGACCGCAGGCGCGGCGCGGGCGCGGCGCCGCCCGGCGCGGGCUCGUGCGCCACGCUCGCGCCCGGCCUCGGCGCGCAGCCGCACGUGUCCUCCUGCGGGCACGCGCUGCACGCGCGCUGCUGGCGCAAGUACGUCGACAACGUGCAGGACAAGGAGAACCGCAGACCUUACCGCAUGCGCCAGCCAGCAGCUUUCGACGUCGAAAAGAAGGAAUACCUAUGCCCCCUCUGCGAGCGACUGUGUAACACCGCGCUCCCACUCCUGCCGGGUCCCAAUAUCCCCAGCGGCACGCCACCACCCCUCAAUGAGGAAAUGUACAGUGACUCAGUAAACAUGAUCCUCAAGCUGAAGCACCAAGUGUGCGCUGCGUCGGUUCAUGUGUGCACGGAGAUCUGCGAGGACAUGCACUGCCAGGCCCGCGCGAGGAGUGUCGGCGCCAUGUCUUCGGAUAUGGAGGAGGAAUCCGCUGACGAGACGGAGGUGUAUGUGUCCACACACUCGGAGAACCUGCUGUCGCCAGAGUUCCUGGCGCAUUUUGAGGGCGAGAUACCGAACUACAAUGUCAACACUAAGCUACUCAUUCAGGAGUUUGCUGAUGUCCUGCCGGUAUCAGAGAGCGGUGAUAUGGCAGCCAGCGCCGCGCUGUAUCGCGCCACAGCAUAUACUAUCAUCAGCACAAACGUGCUGCUCCAGGCAGAGAACAGGCCGCUCCUGGUAGAGGUGCCGUCCAGACUCCGUGACGCUCUCCAGGCGCUGAUCAGGCUCACCGCUGUCGUACCCUCCAUCUGGUCCUCACCGAAACACUUGGCGCACCACGCUCUCAGCAGCCUCAACACCCUGGAGAGCACCUCGCCACUCACCCACGAUGUGUUCGGCACCAUGGUUGCCCUGGUUCUCACUGCUCCGUCCAUGUUUUGCAAGCAAGGCAGCACCGCCAGGCCGACGCACCUGGCGCGCCAGAUAACGCUGCAAGCACUGCGGGCGGAUCUAUUCCGCGCGCUCCUAGUCACUGAUGUGUCAUCCUGCGCUGAACCCAUGGAAGGCCAGGAGACUUUCAACGCGAAGCCAGACCUGGAGAAUCUGCUAUCGAUAAUGAAAGAAAUACGACGAGGAAACCUGCCAGACGGACUUAAUCCUAAUGACGUAUGGGACAAGAUCAAGAAACAGUGCCAUCCCUUCUUGAGGUGUUGCUGCAUAUUUUAUCAUUUUCUGAGCGACAUCAACCCGCCCACAGAACUGACAGUGCCAGAAGGUGACACCUGGGAGGUGAUGUGUGGCUACUUAGAUCUGCCGACUACAUUCAAGGACUUGAUAGACAAUCAAACUGCCAAAAAGAAGUUUAACGAAUGGGGAGCGCAAUCGAAUGAUUGGUUUACGGGAGAUAUACUUCCAGAAACAGUUGUGUCUCCUAGCGAACCGCCGCGACUGAUCUCCUUGCCAGAAGACUUCUCGGAGUUGAUGAAUCUUGUGUCUGACUAUCCAUGUCCAAAUUCAGACCGUGAAGAUAGCAAGAACCCCACGGUGUGUCUCGUGUGUGGCCAGAUAAUGUGCUCGCAAAGUUAUUGUUGUCAGGCGGAGAUACCCAAGGCGGGUCGCAGCGGCGGCAGCGAGCGCGUGGGCGCGGUAGUGGCGCACGCGGCGGUGUGCGGCGGCGGCGUGGGGAUGUUCCUGCGUGUGCGCAGCUGCGAGCUGUUGCUGGUCGCGGCUCCUGCGCGUGGCGCUAAACUCCCCGCGCCAUACCUCGACUCCUACGGCGAAACUGAUCAGGGUCUGAACCGCGGCAACCCGCUGCACCUGUGCCCCGAGCGGUACGAGUCGCUGCGCACGCUGUGGCUGAGCCACUCGCUGCACGAGCGCAUCGCCCGCGCCCUCGACACCAACAUGCUCGCCACCAUCACCUGGCAGAAUUUCUGAUUCACCUUCCGCCAGCUGCAGCAAGCCGUGCGGAGGAUACGCCGGAUGUCCGGACCGCAGCCGCCGCGACCCGCUCGGGGAACGUGAACUCAUGUUGGACAAUGUCGCAAUGUUAAACACCAUUAUUACCAGUUUUGCUGAACACUUAAUUAUAUAUCAAAUAACAGCGACGGUAUAUGUCGUCGUUAAAUUUUUACUCGACGUUAUUAUACGUCAUGCCAAAUUCUCUUGUACCGUUAACAUGUUAUUCGGUCGUAGUAUAAUCAUAGUAAAAAUUUUCCAUGUCAUGUUUAUACUGUCUUAGUAGUUUGGGUUACACUGGAGUUUUUAAAAAUCAUAUUACGAUAAAUAAAUGUGAGCAUUAAAUAUAUCUCGCAAUUAGUAUGUGUUCCGUUGUCACUAUCUUGUUGUAAUGUCUACUGUCUAUGUUAUAUUUAAAUAAAUAUUUCUCGUCGUAAACGGUUCAUGGAAACCAAAAUUAUUGACUUACUGGAAUUUAACGUUAUAGGAUAAAGAAUUGUUGCUUACGAUGUGUACUAAUACUUAGGCAGCGAAUUGAAUGUUAGUUUAAUACAUUGGGAAAAGUGAUUCAUUUAUGCUUACCAUGAAAGUUAUAUUCCAGAGUAGAUAAAGUUGAUUUAUCAUAAAGUCAGCAUGUUUUGUCGCGGUAAGCUAAUUUAUAAAUUAUGACAAAUAAUUUUCCCAUGUUGAUUUGCUGUGGAUUAAGGUUAACCAAAUUUUUGUAAAUAAUAAUGCUUAUAACUGUCGUUUAGUACAAAACGACAAUAAAUAAAUAAAUAUGAAUUUUAUUGACAUUGUCGUACUUAGUUUAGAUAUUCAACGGUUUAUAAAUUACAUAAACACCAGUUUUUAGGACACUAACAUUUAUUUAGACGUACGUGUUCUUCAGAAAUGUUCAAUAGGGUCGUUAACCGUUGAGUUUUUUGUCUCUUUCACUCUCACGACUUUCAUAGAGAAAGUGACAAAAUAUCGAUAAACAAUUCUAUUGAACAUCGCGAACUUUGCAAAUUAUUUAGGCUGUAUAGCUUUCAUCUUCUACUUAGUAUAAAACAGAAGUGGAUAUAAGAUCAAAUCUCAUGAAUAAAAAGAAUGGUUAAUGAAUUUUGUAGCAUCAAUAAAAUAGAAAGAAAAUAAAGUUAUGAAGUUCGUCACGAGCAUAAAUUGAAAACAUGAUUUUGUGUUAUUGAUUCUUUGUGAAAUUAUAAAUUUAGAAAUGGUCUCAUAAAUGCUAGCGUGUCACAAUAUAAUGAUUAAAGUAAUAAGAGAUAAAAUUGUCCAUCAUGGCCGAUUUGUGAAGACUUCAUACGUAUUAGAAUAAACACCACCUUCGUGGAUAAAUGAAAUUUAUUAAAUUUGUCUGUUUUCACAAGAACUUUGUAUUUGUAGUGCGAUUUUUGGUUCAGAAUUUAAAUGUAUCAAAACUUGGCAACUAUUAUGCAGCUCAAUAUAAAUUGAUUUAAAUUAAGAUAAUGUAUUCUAGCCUAAAUAUGCUUGUUACUAUUCAUAUGUUUCGAAUAUUCAAUACAGCUUAAUAUUUUUAAAAGUUUUAAUAAUAACCGUCUAUAUAUUCAGUAAUGAUAGGCCGAUUUCUUCGCUCAUUAACUAUGUCGAGGAGCUUGUAUGUUAUAUGAAAAUAUAAUUUUUCAUUAUCCAAGUUAUGCAAUUAGUUUUGUACAAACGUUUAGGCCAAAUAUGAGAUUAAUACAGAUGUAUUAUUUCUUCACCUAGAUUGUCCAAAGAUGUUCCUAAAUUUCAAAAGGUAUUUUAUGUACAGUCGAAGAUAAAAGUAGCUGAACAAAUUAAAAAAUUUAAAAUGCUUCCACACAUUAAAUUUAAUCGAAAUUUUCUUUUUUGUUUUUAUAAAAUAAAUUAAAUAUAUGAAGUUUAUUUUAAUCAAUAAAAAAACACUGUUAUAUAAAAAUAACAUACAACAAUACAAACGCUAAAAGGUGAUUCGAAAUUUUGUAUUUGUUCAACUACUUUUGUGGCUGACUGUACAUGAACUUUUUACUCAUUUUCAUUUAGUGUAAAUAUGCUGGGAUUUUGUCACAUUUACAUGCUAUAAAAAAUCCAAGUUGAUACUUUCCAUUUCACCAAACAAAUUUUCCACACUUGGAGCCUGUUCCGCAAGUUCUAAGUAAAUGCUACCUGUUACAUAAAUAUAUAAACCCAAAUACAAAAGUCACACUAAUCUAUGCUAGCAAAUGAAUGGUGAUAGUUAGUACCAUCUACCUUAGCUGUUUGAUAUGAUAACUAAAAAAAAUUGCUUGAAAUUUGUGAAACAAGUCCUGAGUUAAAGAAUGACCUAACUCACUAAAUGUAUCAACUAAGAAUUGUGAUAAAAUGAGGCAUUUUACACCAAUAAUUACUGUUGUAUACUAUUUAUUCAUUGAAUACGGAGUUUAUUUGUCUUGAUUGUUAAAUUUGUAAAACACAAUAUUGAAUGCAAAAUCUCGCAGUUAGUAUCAUUGUUUAGCAUUUCACUUAUAGUAUGUAAAAUUUUGUCUUAUAUCUACAGAUUACGGUGAUAUUUUGUGUUUUUAAUUAUCUAAUGGUUGUAAUAACGAUUAGUUAUUAAAUCUAUUAAUAUAAAUAAAAUUAUUAUGAAAUAGA
Messenger RNA from Manduca sexta (tobacco hornworm), 8439 nucleotides. It is a transcript of the gene Ubr1, whose product is annotated as E3 ubiquitin-protein ligase UBR1. Bases 451 to 5805 code for a protein of 1784 amino acids. Gene Ontology annotation, cellular component: cytoplasm; ubiquitin ligase complex. The transcript has 27 exons. The record is from RefSeq and is a predicted model, not a curated record. Gene Ontology annotation, molecular function: zinc ion binding; ubiquitin protein ligase activity. Gene Ontology annotation, biological process: ubiquitin-dependent protein catabolic process via the N-end rule pathway; protein ubiquitination. Lineage: Eukaryota; Metazoa; Arthropoda; Insecta; Lepidoptera; Sphingidae.